AUGACAAAUUCUUCGCUUUCCGCUGAAAAAGUUGAUCAUCAUACAUCAAAUCCGUCUUUCUCUAUCUCUUGCUCACCAGAUUCCACAUUAGAUGAUCCCACUUGCGAUCUCGAUAAAAAUAGUGAACAGCCGACUUCUACUAAUUCUGUUUCCAAAUAUGAACCAUCUGAUAAUGGAGGACCAUGUGCUACAUCACCUAAUGGAGCUUUGUCUGCUACAUCGCCUGUGGCAUUUACAGGUCAUACGUCUCCAGCCAAUGUAUCAGCAACACAAUCACCUUCUCCACAAGUGAUGGAGCAUCCAACAGGUCCGUCUGGCACAUCUUCAUAUAGAAUUCCAUCUGCCGUGUUUGCUAGAAGUAAGUCGUCAACCCCAAUGGAAUGGAGUGUAUGUUCUAAUGAAUCUUUAUUCAGCAUUCACACGGGAAAUAUGAGUUUUAGAAAUGACCCCUUCUCUUUGCCAUCGGGUGAAUUGGGUCCACCGGGAGAAGUAUCUACAUCCGUUCAGAUGUUUAAUUACUCAACUGUCCAAGCUCCAAGUACUGAACCCAAAAGUCAUGAGUUUCGAAUGGCGAAGGAAAGCAUAAAGGAAGUGAUUCGAGAAAGUGAAGAUCAAAAGAACGAAAACUGGAUGCCAGAGGAAUGCAUAUCUCGUCAUUCUCGAGGGAGUAGAACAAGUGCCAAAUCUUUUGCAUUUCCAAUAUUGGCAGGAGACAUAGACCAUUGUGCUUCAGAGAGGUUGGCUAGUUCAGUGAAGGUAGCUCUGGAGCAUCAGGAAUCUCAAGCACAGCCACUGCAGAAGCAAGAGCCCGAGUUGAGCGCACAGCCAGAGCCAAAAACCUCCACAGAAACCAAAAAAGCAGCUCCAUCCAAAUGGUUUUCUUGGUUUACAUGCUGCUCAUUCUGUAGGUGA
Molecule: messenger RNA, 912 nt
Organism: Fraxinus pennsylvanica
Lineage: Eukaryota; Viridiplantae; Streptophyta; Magnoliopsida; Lamiales; Oleaceae
Source: the annotation of a GenBank genome assembly